Morone saxatilis (striped sea-bass) is the source of this 1176-nucleotide messenger RNA. RefSeq lists its product as uncharacterized. Lineage: Eukaryota; Metazoa; Chordata; Actinopteri; Moronidae. The transcript is spliced from 5 exons. The record is from RefSeq and is a predicted model, not a curated record. The coding region runs from base 265 to 1020 and encodes 251 amino acids.
CUUCAUUCUAUUUCCAUGUCCCUCUCUUUACCCCCCAACACAACGCUAACCCUUGUAUCCCCUCCUCAACUCGCUCCAUAAUCUAUUUAUUCUUUCCAUUUCUCUCUUCCUCCCUAUCUCCCUCCGUGUUCCAUUUCUCCAUGUCAUCCUCGCACGGUAUAUUUUUCUGCCUUUCUCGUUCCCUUUUAUACCACUUACCCCCUUCUUCCCUCCAUCUCUCCUUCUCCCGCGUUCCUUCGUCUGUUUCCAUAUCCCCCUUAGGUGAUGCACAAGCAGAGUGCUGGGUCUGGAUCAGAGCAGUUCUGUGAUCUUGAUGGGUUUUCGCCUCUGGGUUUGGACAUGAAUUCUGGUCACUCCGAUACACCAGAACACACACACUGUGACUCACUGCGCACAAGGCAAACUUUCCCAUAUGAUUCAGACCCAACAGGGCCAGAGGGUUACGAGCCAAGCAGCAGCCUCAGUAUCUGCACUGAGGAACACCUGGUUUUCAAAAUGAUGAAGGACAACCACACGCAGCCAACUGGAAUUCAAAUUCACUCAACCGAACCCACCAGGAGAGGAGAAAUAUCAGGAAAUGAACUAGGAACAUCUGGGUCAGGGUCUCACCUGCCUGGCAAGUCCACGCCAACUCUCUCUCGGGUUCCUGCUGCCUGCUUCCCGCUCCGUCCCACAUUGGGCUCAGAAUUGGGUCCAGCAUUUCGUUCGUUGUCCCGAGCAGCCCAGGAGAUCAUGGAGAUCUGUAGUGUGGACCAGAUGGGCUGUGAGGACCCUGACCUGGACACUGAGACAACUGCACACACACUCCACAAACUGGAACAGGAACUCAGACUCAUGGCUAAGGAUGCAGACGUACACAUAGAAACAGGGAAACAGGCUUCAGAAUUUGGUGCAGGACACAGUGGAAGACAAGAACAGCAUGGAAAUCAUCACUUCACACGGGGCAGAGUCAGCGAGGAACAAAGGGAUGAGGAGGCGGCUGCACAGAGAGACCAGCAGAGUGUCCUCUUACUACCCUGAGAUACUCACAUGCACGCACAUAAACACACACGCUUGUUAAAUAACAACAAAUCAGAAGACAUGCACGUGUAGAUACAUGUCUAUGAGAGAGUAAAGCAUGCAAAAACACAUCAUUUUAAAUUGUGCUCACGUGAUGUGAAGACCCCUAAGACUGAA